AUAAACUGGUAAGCGAGUCUGGAGUUUCUUAAGACCUCUCAUUCACUGCCACCAUUCGCUUCGCGCAAACACAGCGAGACUUCGACAUGGCUCCAUACACGAUCACGUACUUCCCUGUCAGAGGGCGCUGCGGUGCCAUGAGAAUUUUAAUGGCUGACCAGGGCCAGGAGUGGAAGGAGAUUGUGGUAUCAAUUGAUGAUUGGAUGAAGGGAGACCUGAAGGCUUCCUGUGUUUUUGGGCAGUUGCCCAAAUUUCAAGAUGGCGAUCUGGUCUUGUAUCAGUCCAAUACUGUGCUGAGGCACUUGGGUCGCAAACAUGGUCUUUAUGGGAAAAAUGACUGUGAAGCUGCUCUCAUUGACAUGAUGAACGAUGGUGUUGAAGAUCUUCGACUAAAAUAUAUUAUGUUGAUUUACCAGAAUUACGAUAAUGGCAAAGACAAGUACAUUAAGGAGCUCUCUGACCAACUUUCCAAGUUUGAGGCUGUCAUGGCCAAGAACAAGACUGGUUUCCUUGUGGGAGAUAAGAUUUCUUUUGCAGACUACAGUCUUUUUGAAGUCCUGCUCAACCACCAGGUGCUCUCCCCCAGCUGUCUGGAUUCCUUCCCAAAGCUCAAGGAAUUUGUGGAGAGGAUGUCUAACCGCCCAAAAAUCAAGGCCUUCCUUGACUCUGAUGCCUAUAAGAAGCUGCCCAUUAAUGGCAAUGGCAAACAGUGAUUUUAUCUGUGUAGACAGAUGAAGAGACAUUCCACACUAACAGUGAUGCACUGUAAUAUGCAUAAAAACAUACAUUAACUAUUAAAGAUUAGCCUGUGAAGUAGGAAGGUGUCAUUACUUCUGUAUGUGUAUAGACAUUUAGCAAGUUUUACAUUUUCCUACAAUUUUUGUAAUACAAACAAUUGUAUGUCAUGGCAAUAAAUUUUCUUUAGAUUUUCA
Messenger RNA from Chanos chanos (milkfish), 932 nucleotides. Its product is annotated as glutathione S-transferase P. The coding region runs from base 87 to 713 and encodes 208 amino acids. The record is from RefSeq and is a predicted model, not a curated record. Gene Ontology annotation, molecular function: glutathione transferase activity. The transcript has 7 exons. Gene Ontology annotation, biological process: glutathione metabolic process. NCBI's taxonomy places the organism in Eukaryota, Metazoa, Chordata, Actinopteri, Gonorynchiformes, Chanidae. Gene Ontology annotation, cellular component: cytosol.